Messenger RNA from Betta splendens (Siamese fighting fish), 1782 nucleotides. RefSeq names its product UbiA prenyltransferase domain containing 1 (gene ubiad1). The record is from RefSeq and is a predicted model, not a curated record. Gene Ontology annotation, biological process: menaquinone biosynthetic process; vitamin K biosynthetic process. NCBI's taxonomy places the organism in Eukaryota, Metazoa, Chordata, Actinopteri, Anabantiformes, Osphronemidae. The transcript has 3 exons. The coding region runs from base 288 to 1337 and encodes 349 amino acids. Gene Ontology annotation, molecular function: prenyltransferase activity. Gene Ontology annotation, cellular component: endoplasmic reticulum; Golgi membrane.
AACUGUUUGUAGUAUUUACAGUUUCUUCGACCCGUGUGCAGUGUUGCACGGUUAACGGAGGAAAUGGCGCUCGUCGGCUGCUGCAGGGUUGUCUGUGUCCAACCAGUCAAGUCUCCUCGAAGUUGACACGUAGGAUGAGUAGCGCUCACUGGACCGGGGUCGACGAGAAAAAAAUAUGCUUCUAAGCGAAGAGACACCCAGUUUGUGUCGAACGCUGAAAACAUAACAGGAACACUAACCUUUCGCAUUGGGAAACAUUGCUGGUACUGUGGGCACCUUGCAGCAGAAUGGCCAAAGAGCAGAAACCAAGCACGGCAGAGACAUUUGUACUGGCUGGAUCAAAUGGACACAAUGGCCAACAGUGGCACGCUGGUACUAAUAACUUAAGCAACCACCCAACGUGCUCCAACCACACGUCGAGGAUGUCCCGCGUUGCCUUACAUGUCAGGCAGAAGUGUGCUGCCUACGUGCUAGCACUGAGGCCGUGGAGCUUCAGCGCCUCGCUCACGCCAGUGGUACUAGGCAGCGCUUUGGCGUACAAACUGGAGGGCUCUGUGGACUUGAUCAUACUGUUGGUGUGUGCGGUGGCCGUCCUUGUGGUCCACGGGGCAGGCAACCUUGUAAACACCUAUUAUGACUUCUCCAAAGGAAUUGACCACAAGAAGAGUGAUGAUCGGACUCUUGUGGAUGAAAUAUUGGCUCCUCAGGAUGUUGUUAUGUUUGGAGCAUUGUUGUAUUCUUUGGGGUGCUUGUGUGCCACUCUCCUCUACUUCCUGUCUACACUUAGGCUGGAACAUCUGGCCCUCAUUUACUUCGGAGGCCUCUCCAGUUCUUUUUUAUACACUGGAGGCAUUGGUCUCAAGUACGUGGCCCUGGGAGAUGUGGUGAUCCUCAUCACUUUUGGUCCUCUGGCCGUCAUGUUUGCCCACGCUGUGCAGGUUGGCUACCUGUCAGUGCUGCCGCUGGUGUACGCCGUCCCACUGGCCCUCAACACAGAAGCCAUCCUUCAUAGCAACAACACCAGAGACAUGGACUCUGACAAGCAAGCAGGCAUCGUCACGCUGGCCAUCCUCGUGGGCCCCACCCUCUCCUACGUCCUCUACAACCUCUUGCUUUUCGUCCCCUACGUUCUCUUCUGCAUCCUCGCAACCCGUUACACCAUCAGCAUGGCGUUGCCUCUGCUCACGCUGCCCAUGGCCUUCCCUUUGGAGAAGCAAUUCCGCAGCCGAUGCUAUGCCAAGAUCCCCCAGAAGACGACCAAGCUCAACCUCCUCAUGGGACUUUUCUAUGUCUUUGGGAUCAUUCUGGCUCCUCCUGGCAGCUUGCCAUUACUGUGAUUCAUGAGCUUUGAAAUGUCAUAUUUCCUUGUUUUAAUACUAGUUUAUGUACCAGUUUUAUUUGUACGACGCAAUUUGAAGGCUUAUACAGGCUUUAAUUUAUUAUGCUUUGACCAGAGCUUUAGUUUAGGUUCUUCAGUGUCAUUAAGAGGAAUAUUGAAAUGUAUAUGUGUCAGUGUUAAGCCCGCUGUAAUGUGUUGGUUAAAGUAAGAAAUGCUGGUGUUAUUCUGUAGAGGUGAGCAAAAAUAUUAUCAUAAGGACAGAUGGUAAAUCUACAGUUGCCAUAUCUGUAGUUUCUCAAAGCACAACAUUUAAAACUAGACUGAAAACUUCCAUAAACUAUUAUUCUGUAUGGUACAUCUUCUUUCUUGGUUAAUUGUGAUUUUGUUUCUGGAGAGCCAAAUAGUAUUUCAUUGGAUUGUAAUAAACUAAUGUAAAGCCAACA